UAAGUCCUUGCAGCGCCUGCGCAGUGGGUUCUGCUGAGGCGGUGCCUAGUCAACCGGCUUUGCCAGUACCCGGUAGCUGCUGCAAAAAAAAUUGGCCUCCUAACGGUAGAUCAAGAUGGCUGAUCCUUGGGAAGAAUGCAUGAACUAUGCAAUUGUUUUAGCAAGAAAAGCUGGUGAGGUAAUCCGGGAGGCAUUGAAAGAGGAAAUAACUGUCAUGAUUAAAAGUUCUCCAGCAGAUCUAGUCACAAUCACUGAUCAAAAAGUGGAAAAUAUGAUUAUAUCUUCUAUAAAAGAAAAAUAUCCAUCACACAGCUUUAUCGGAGAAGAAUCUGUUGCAGCUGGUGCAGGAAGUAUUUUGACAGAUAAUCCCACAUGGAUUAUUGACCCUAUAGAUGGAACAACUAAUUUUGUGCAUAGGUUUCCCUUUGUAGCCGUUUCAAUUGGCUUUGUAGUAAAGAAACAGAUGGAAUUUGGAAUUGUGUAUAGCUGUGUAGAAGACAAGAUGUAUACUGGUCGAAAAGGAAAAGGAGCCUUUUGCAAUGGACAAAAACUCCAAGUAUCAAAACAACGAGACAUUACAAAAGCACUCUUAGUAUCAGAAUUGGGGUCCGACCGUGAUCCAGAAGUUAUAAAAACAGUUCUUUCUAAUAUGCAAAAGCUCCUUAGCAUUCCUAUUCAUGGGAUUAGAGCAGUAGGGACAGCAGCUAUUAAUAUGUGCCUGGUGGCCACAGGAGGAGCAGAUGCCUAUUAUGAGAUGGGAAUUCACUGCUGGGACAUGGCAGGAGCUGGAAUUAUCAUUCUUGAAGCAGGGGGAGUGCUGCUCGACAUCUCAGGAGGACCAUUUGAUUUGAUGUCAAGAAGGAUCAUUGCUGCAAAUUGUCAAGCAAUAGCAGAGCGGAUAGCAAAAGAGAUUCAGAUCAUUCCUUUGAAAAGGGAUGAUGCAGUGAAUUAAAUAUCUGAUCACAUGGCCUCUAUUUCACAAAGAACUUCUUUGAUGCUCAUUCACUGUACCUGAGUAAAUAUAGGCUCAGUUAUCCAUCUUGAUACGUCAAAAUCUGUUGCUGAAAUCCUUCCCCCCUCCAAUGUUUUAAACAUUUCUUUUAUUAUUUAUUGUGUGUGCAGCACAUUUUUAAAUGUCAUGCUUUCUUGUCUCUGACAAGAAAAUAAAUGGGAUAUGGUGCAAAAGAGGAUGGAGUAAUUCAUCUAUAUAAUUAAUAGUUCAGAACACAUUUGACUGUCCAUACAGUUCCAUGUGACAUUUUUUUCCUUUGUAUAUUAUAAGGGAAAAGAAUAAAAUCCCUAGCAAAAUGCUUUUUCCUCUUUCCCCUUGCAGCUACCAUGAUCAUACUGUUCUUUCUUCACCAACUUGAUUUCCUUGCUUAGUAAUGGAUGUAUUGUUUCAAAUGUAUGUGAAACAACGUGCUGAGAAAAUUCAUUGCUUGAAAAAUCUUUCCCACUGAUGCUUCCUAUUUAUAAGAGAAAGAAUGCCUUCUGUUAACUUUCCUUUUACAUGUUUUAUUCAUAGUUUAUAUAAGUGUUUCCAUAAACUGCAAUACUAAUUAUUGUAUGGGGGUAUAUAGCAAACACAAUAGCAGAACAGAAGGUAUGACCAAACUAAAACUAAAAAUCUUACCAUAGAUUUGAGUAGAAUAAUACAACCGUAUUUUGUAUCAGAUUAAGCCACCAUUAGUGUAUUUUGGUCUCUUAGAAUGGCAAGAAUCAAAUAAGUGUUUUUUUUAAUAUUGAACUUUUAUUGAAUUAGGCAUUUUUGUUUUAUUUGGUAUGUGAACAUAUGUGUGGUUUAAUCAUUUAUUUCCAGUAAACUGGAUGAUUUGAAGAAGAUAUUUAAUCCAGAGUUGGAUUCAUUCUUAGAAAUACUAAGAUGUGAAGAAGCUUUACAAAGCUUUAUGACAUCUAGAAGGUUGGAAUCAUAUAUUAAUGCUUGUGAUGUGCAGAACUCAAAUCUAACCAUAACUUUAACACAAAGAUUUGCAUGACAGAAUAAUUCUGAUAUACUAAUGACAUAUUCCCAAAUUGAUGAUAAAUCAUAAAUGUAAGAUUUCAACCUAUUUUAUUCCAGGAGUUAGCAAUGGAAUGUGAACAGGCAUCAACCAUCCAGAUGUCCCUGAAAUGAAGUAAAAAUGUUUUUAAAAUCCAAAUAGCCCAAAUAGUUUACAACUGUUUUCAAUUGUUGGGGAUGCCUUUCUUACAAGUUCAUACAAUGCUAUCUAGCCCUGAAAAAGGUUCCUGAUUUUUUUCCAUGCGUAUUUUUUAUCUUCUUGUGUUUUGGGUUAAAAACUUUAUUAUGUUAGUACUCUCACAUUAGCUAUACCUAUGCAAGCUCUGACAUAUUGGAAGAAUGACUUGUUCCAAAGUAGUGAUAAGUAUACAUAUAAUUUUCACUGGUAAGUUUUUUCCCCCAGCUCAUUUCCUUUCAAAUUGUUUGAGUUUAGCCUCAUGUAGAAAUAAACUGUUCUUAGCCUAAUACUCAUUUCCUGUUGAUUUUACUUGCCUAUCAAUCUCUGGCUUAACUCUGGGUAUCUUGGAAUCCACUUUUGUGAUGGUUGUAUGGAAACAAGAUUUGGUAAAGAACAAGCCAAAUAGGAAUACCUGGACUUCUGCAAAAUAUCUGAGCUCAGAAUACUACAAUAAAUUGAUUUAUAUUGUAAAAUGUAAAUUGUUUUAAAAUUUAUUAUGUUUAAUAAUGUGUUUAAAAUAAAUAUCAGUUUUGUCAGUUAUAAA
Pantherophis guttatus is the source of this 2742-nucleotide messenger RNA. RefSeq names its product inositol monophosphatase 1 (gene IMPA1). The record is from RefSeq and is a predicted model, not a curated record. NCBI's taxonomy places the organism in Eukaryota, Metazoa, Chordata, Lepidosauria, Squamata, Colubridae. Gene Ontology annotation, molecular function: inositol monophosphate 1-phosphatase activity. Gene Ontology annotation, biological process: inositol metabolic process; phosphatidylinositol phosphate biosynthetic process; signal transduction.